Messenger RNA from Capsaspora owczarzaki ATCC 30864, 2895 nucleotides. RefSeq lists its product as hypothetical. Bases 15 to 2798 code for a protein of 927 amino acids. The transcript has 4 exons. Gene Ontology annotation, molecular function: protein binding. The record is from RefSeq and is a predicted model, not a curated record. NCBI's taxonomy places the organism in Eukaryota, Filasterea, Ministeriida, Capsasporidae.
UGCCCCGUUUCGCAAUGUCGGGGCAUCGAAUCAACAACGAAGGAUGGUUUCACCAGUCGAACAUGAAGCAUGGCUUGAUCGACAUGCGGCACAUUGAGGUCGACGGGCAGCUCGGCGCGCGGCUGGUGCACAUGGCCGAGACGAUGAUGCACCAUCAGCAGCAGAGCCAGAGCCAGAGCCAGGGCCAGAGCCAGAGCCAGAGCCAAGCUGGAAGUGCCAGUGCUAACGCUGGUGGUAAAAAGUCGGAGGAUGCGCAGCGGACGCCAGCGCAGGCCAAGGCAACGACGACGACGACAACGACGACGAGCUCUGCCAAGCAUCGCGCUGCACCAGCUGGGACCAGGCCUGCAGAGGCGAAUGCUGACGAUGACGACCAGUACGAGGAUAUCACGGACGACGAUGGCGGCGACGAUGACGACGACGGCGAUGACGGCGAUAAGAAGGCUGGAAACGACCGCGAUGAGGAGGACGAUGGCGACGAGUUUGACCGGCUUGGAGACGAUACCAACCACACUCAGCGAUCUGUCGAUACAAUUCUAGACGUCAUGAAUGCCAUCUAUGUGGCGGCACGGUCCGGGCAAAGUGGCGCACUCAGGGACUUUUUGGAGAUUUCCGCGAGCACCGCCAAGCAUUUGGCACCGGACGCGCCGCCUGGUAUGGUGCUCAACUUGCAAGAUCCGAGCGACGGUAGCACUGUGCUGCACCGUGCCAUUGAAGACGGCGACUUGCACGCCGCGGCCUUUCUGCUCAAGCACGGCGCCGACCCCAACGUCCAAGCGUGGGACGGCGCCACCCCGCUGCACCUCGCCGGCACCGACAUGCCCUUCAUCGAGCUGCUCUUCACCAACAAGGCCACACCGAUGCUGACGCCGUCCCGCCAGGUUAUUCCCACCAUCGAGGGGCUGUCGGUGUGGGAUGACGAUGCACCCAUCUCCAGCCCGGCAUUCCACCAGCUCGUCGGCAGCGAGGAGAGUUCCUAUUCGUUUGAUGCAAUUCGAAGGUAUGUGCGCGAAAACCGCUCCGUCCUCCAGGUUCCAGACACGUGCGGCUGCUCUCCGCUGCACGCGGCGGUUGUGGGCCAGCGAUUACAGCACAUGCAGCUGCUCUUGUCGCUAGGCGCCAACAUUAAUGCUUACAACAUUCGCUUUUUGACCCCUCUGGCUUCGGCCAUCAUGUGCGGGACGACAAAGGCAACGUGCUUUUUGCUGCGCCACGGUGCCAGCGUAGACAUGCCGGAAAUCUUUCAACAGCUCUUUCCCCAGACGUUCGGGUGCAGUCCGAUCCACAUGCUGCUGGUCCCGUUAAUGCACCGCGACCCGGACGACGAGUCAAAGCCGAGUGGCGUGGAUGGCAAUCCAUCGUUGAACUUGCAGGCGCUGAUGACCAUCUUCCGCCACCACCCGAACGCAAUCAAUACCAUUGUUACUCGGGAGCAAGAGACCCCGCUCUAUCUGGUGGUGGCCGGCAUCCUGCGGUUCAACCCCAGCUUGCAGUGCUCGGUGGCUUCCCGUUUUCUUGUCUAUGGUGCCAACGUCGACGCGUGCGGCGGCGGCAAGAACGCCUUCCGCAUGACGGCGCUUCAGGCGGCCAUCGUCUUUGCCAAUAAUCCAGCGUUGCUCCGGCUUCUUCUUGCAGCCUCGAGUAUGAUGGAUGCACCGUACAAGCACGGGCUUCGUUUGUUGCACAUUGCGUCUGAUCGCUACGCAGAGUGCGGUCGCGUUUUGCUCGCCGCCAACGCUGAUGUGAACGCGUGCUCCUUUGAUCUCUUGCCCCCGAUCUAUGUCCAUCUGUAUGGUGACGGCAGUCUCGUUCCAGACCUGUGCGCCCGCGGCAUCUCGCACGAGCCACCAAAGAACUUUGCGUGCGACUUUACGCCGCUCGGCUAUGCGGCUCGUUGCUGCCCAGAGAGCGUGGGGCACAUUCUGUCCGCCUCGAAGGACGCAAUCCAGGGCUUGAAUCGCAGCCGCAUGAAUGCGCUGCAGUGCUUGCUUGCAUCCCACUACGAUCCCGCGUUCUUGUUGGAGGAAACCCAUCGGCAAGAGCGCCAGAACGCUGCCGAGCUGCUCUUGGCGAGCGACAGCAUCAACCACAUUGCUGGCGCAGGGCGAAGCUCCUUGCACUUGGCGAUUAUUGUCGGCUCGCCAUCCCACGUUGACCUGGCGCUCAAGCAUCAGACCGACCACUCGGUCAAGGAUGUGUUUGGGCUGAGCGCCUUCCAAUACGUGCUUGUGAUGAAGAAGCUGUCGUCCAAGUUGGACGCUUUCUUUCAACAGGUUGGCGCCCAGCCGCAAUGGCAGACCCACCUUCGGAGGUACGACGCGGCUCAGGUGCUCGAGGUGAUUGAACGUCACAAGCCAGGCUUUUUCUCCACGGUCGAGUUCAGCGACGACCACAUUGUUUCCAAGAGGGCCUUCUUUGAGCUGUCGCUUCUGGAUGUCGCUCUUCACGCCGCAUGGAGCCCCACCUACACUGAGGAGGCUCGCGCAAGCUUGACUGACCACCGUAUUCACAAGGCACGAUAUGCACCCGACUAUCAAUUUGUCAACCGGUGCUUCAACCUCUCCAAAGUUCUGCAGUGCUUCCAUAGUGACAAGGCCGAGGCCGUUCGAGCGGAGAUUCUUCAACAGCGCUCAGACAUCCCGUCACUGGCAUUGAAUGUAUUCAACCUGUUGGAAUGCAUUCAAUGCGAAGAGGCGGGCCUCGAAGCAAGACUCCCCGAUAGCCAAUGCAAGCACUUGCCAGCAUGUGACGCGAGUGCGUUUUACAAGCCUCCACAGCGCGGCAGCGGCAAAAAGUAGUGACUUUGAUCAACGAACGCAUCGUUUUGUUCUGCGGGGUUGAGGUUUUUUGGUGGCUGAUGAUGCGUUUUGGAAAUACAACACCUGAUAACUACUA